AUGGCAUCAAAGGCUGAAUUAGCUUGUGUUUACUCUUCUCUCAUCCUAGUUGAUGACGACGUUGCCGUAACUGGUGAGAAAAUUUCAACUAUCUUGAAAGCGGCCAAUGUUGACGUUGAACCAUACUGGCCGGGUCUCUUUGCCAAAGCCCUCGAGGGCGUAAAUGUUCGUGAUUUGAUCACAAACAUUGGAUCCGGCGUCGGAGCUGCGCCAGCAGCUGGUGGAGCACCGGCAGCAGCUGCCGCAGCACCCGCUGCUGAGGCCGCUAAGGAAGAGAAGAAGAAGGAAGAAGAACCAGAGGAGUCUGAUGAUGACAUGGGCUUCGGUAUGUACUAUUCAUUUUUAAAGUUUCAUAUUGUAUGUAUGUUCUAG
Messenger RNA from Pieris macdunnoughi, 372 nucleotides. The record is from the annotation of a GenBank genome assembly. NCBI's taxonomy places the organism in Eukaryota, Metazoa, Arthropoda, Insecta, Lepidoptera, Pieridae.